GCAUCGCUUGUGUUAUUCUGCUCUGAGAAGCUGAAACACAGUCGCUUUAUCGCGUUACCGCUUCAAAUAACACAGCUGGACUUUUUAUUAAUGAAAUUAGUUGAUCGCUAAAUCCUGGCCCCUGAACUAACCUGAGGCUUUAAACAAAAUCCGUGAUAUUAUAGUAGUUCGCAUCUCUAGCUACAGGUCUGCAGUCAUGACGCUACGUUGCUAACUGAGAAAUAACAUCCAACCAAGAAAGGAAAACGGCAUGUUUUACUUUCUUGAACUGAUAAACUGAGUUCACUUGUAUGUCUGCUGAAAUAUAAAUGUGUCUGACUACUUAAACUGUCACACAUUUUGUUGGCGUGGACAUUAGCCUGGUUAGCUUUGUGCGGGCGCUUGUGUUGCACACAUGCAACUGCGUUUUCUAUAGAAACUGUCAUAUUUCAGUAUAGUAGUGGAUAACUCAUUUGUUAACGUAUAUGCUUGAGUACUUUAAAACUGAAGCGGACUGACAGGUCUUUGCCCAUCCCCGGUCUUUACUUCGUAACUUUCAGGCGUGAAUCUCAUGUAUGAACGUGAGAUACAUGCGAGUGAAAUGCAGUGGUGGUGAGGAAGAGAUCAAUGCCGUGUGUGCUGGAGGAUGAUCAACAUCAUUAACAGAAGAAUAAUGAAGAUCCUGAUCGCCCUCGCUCUCAUUGCUUACAUCGCCUCUGUCUGGGGAUCCUACGCAAAUAUGAGGUCUAUACAAGAACACGGAGAAAUGAAGGUUAAGCAGAAGAUAGAUGAGGCAGUGGCACCUCUCAGGGAGAAAUUACAGGAGCUUGAGCUAAGUUUUACCCAGAAGUAUCCACCUGUGAAAUUCUUGUCAGAGAAGGAUCGAAAGAGGAUUUUGAUCACCGGUGGGGCAGGCUUUGUGGGCUCUCACCUCACUGAUAAGCUGAUGAUGGAUGGUCAUGAGUUGACGGUGGUGGAUAAUUUCUUCACUGGCCGGAAGCGCAAUGUAGAGCACUGGAUUGGUCAUGAGAACUUUGAGCUGAUCAACCAUGAUGUGGUGGAGCCUCUCUAUAUCGAAGUUGACCAGAUAUAUCAUUUGGCCUCCCCUGCAUCGCCACCCAACUACAUGUACAACCCUAUCAAGACACUGAAAACAAAUACCAUUGGGACUCUCAACAUGCUGGGUUUAGCCAAGCGAGUCGGAGCUCGACUGCUCCUUGCCUCCACUUCAGAAGUAUAUGGAGACCCAGAGGUGCACCCCCAGAAUGAGGAGUACUGGGGCCAUGUAAACCCCAUUGGUCCACGGGCCUGUUAUGAUGAAGGAAAGCGUGUUGCUGAGACCAUGUGUUACGCCUACAUGAAACAGGAGGGAGUGGAGGUGAGGGUGGCUCGGAUCUUCAACACCUUUGGGUCUCGCAUGCACAUGAACGAUGGGCGAGUGGUCAGUAAUUUCAUUCUGCAGGCUUUACAGGGAGAGCCACUGACGGUUUACGGUUCAGGGUCUCAGACAAGAGCUUUCCAGUAUGUGAGUGAUCUGGUGAAUGGUCUGGUGUCCCUGAUGAAUAGUAACAUCAGUAGUCCAGUCAACCUGGGAAAUCCAGAGGAGCACACCAUAUUGGAAUUUGCUCAACUUAUUAAGAGUUUAGUAGUGAGUCGCAGUCAUAUUCAGUUCCUUCCAGAAGCACAAGAUGAUCCACAAAGACGACGGCCAGACAUCCGUAAGGCCAAAAUGCUUUUGGGCUGGGAGCCUGUGGUGCCACUGGAAGAAGGCUUGAACAAAACCAUUCAGUACUUCAGUAGAGAGCUGGAGCAUCAAGCCAACAAUCAGUAUAUUCCCAAACCCAAAGCUGCACGGAUGAAAAAAGGGAGGCCCAGACACAACUGAAGAAUUGUGUUUAUCUCAGGGAUGCUGUGAAGGACCUUAGAUAUCCAGCAGCCAUUUCACAGAGUGGGUAUGCCAUCCCCCACUUAAAAAUCUUUUUGGAAAAAAAGUUUUUAUUUUUAUCUGCAGUGCUUUGAAGAGUUUGUUUUUCAGCCAAACGUUCCUCAAAGAGAUCCAAUUUACAGACUUUGCCUUGCACUUUUUGAUUUGUCUGUUGUCUGUUUAUUUAAAAGCAAGCUUCAAUCUUCAUGUGCAUUUUUUGCUGUGUGUUUACAUUCUGUGCCAUUUUAAUUAAUGUGAUAUAUAUUUAUAUCAUUGUCAAAGCUUUUAUUUUUAGUGCACAGCUCUUCCAAUGUUAAAAUGUAUAAUCGAAAUUGGUGGUUGCAAUUUAUUUCAAGAUCUUGAAUGUUUGAUCCAGAGCAGGAAAUCUCCCCCAGCUCUGCCACGAAAGAUUUGAGGACACCGAUGAAGAAAAUACUUUGGUUUUUAAUUUUUGCGGUGAUUUUGAAAAGAUGUUGUUACCCUUGUGAAUCUUCAUACAGAACUUUGAACCUAUAAUUGAUUUCAGGUGAAAAAUAAUAUUUUAAUAAAAUAUUUGCUGUGAUUUUCACUGUAUUCUCUUUUUAAUGUUACUUUAUCUGCCUUUCCGCUCGAUGGUGGCAUCCCUAUUCCCCAUUUAUAUUGCUUUUAUCUCUUGUCUGCAGUGUUUUCCUUUAGCUUUUUCUGUCCCUCCUUCCUUAUCUACCUUCAUCACUGAGAGUGGUGCAUGUGUUAUUUUAUGCUGCAAAACCACAUGGUGGCUAUGCAGACUUAGACAGCCAUGUGAGGUUUGAUGGAAAAAGUGUAGUCAAUGAAAGCAGAAGAAAGAAGAAAAAAAAAAAAGCAGUGAAAGUGAAUGGUGACAGAGGCAAACAUUGUAACAUCUGCCAUUCAUUAGUAUUGAUAAACUUCACUUUUUGCAUUCCAUAGAAGGAAGAAAUUCAUGUAUAAUAUAGACAAGUUGAAGGAGUAGUUCCCUCCGACAAUUCUGUCAUUUUAUCCUGCCCUCAUGUCAUUUGAAGUCUUUAUAACUUUCAUAGAACACAAAAGGUGACAUUUUGAAUACUCUUAACAGUGCCAUAUUUAAUUUGAGAGCUACAGCGGGGGGCAACAUUUUCAGUGAAUAACGACUUGCGUAUGAAGCCUGUUCAUCACACAAAGUGUAUGCCUUCAGAAGACUUGUAAUAUAUCCCAUACUGAGUCAUACAGUUGUAGGACUACAUUUGAUAUUUUUAUUGUGCUUUUUUGCCAUUUUAGAGCUUUAUUGCACUCGUGCCCAUUCACUUUCAUUAAAUGGAAAAUAGUGGCCACGGUAUUCUACA
Molecule: messenger RNA, 3222 nt
Organism: Xyrauchen texanus (razorback sucker)
Lineage: Eukaryota; Metazoa; Chordata; Actinopteri; Cypriniformes; Catostomidae
Product: UDP-glucuronic acid decarboxylase 1-like
Exons: 15
Coding region: 626-1864 (412 amino acids)
Biological process (GO): D-xylose metabolic process
Cellular component (GO): cytoplasm
Molecular function (GO): UDP-glucuronate decarboxylase activity; NAD+ binding
Source: RefSeq, a predicted model, not a curated record